UCAUAGAUCUGCACAUCUCUGAGAUUUUCGGCAUUUUGCAUCAUUAAGAAACAAAAUCAAAUACAUUCUCUUCUCUGCCGCCGUUCCGGAAAAUUAAGGACCGCCGACAUGGACAGCAACGAGGAUCUAGAGCUAGUUUCGCAUUCCGACGAGACAUCUUCUCCUAUUCAAGAAAGAAAGUUUAAACGAUUGGAGAAGGUGAAAACGAUUUCGGAAAAUACAUCCCCAUUUGAAGCCCUGGAUUUUGGCACAUCGGAGCCCCGAGUAGUUGAGGAGCCGAAAUCGGGAUCCGGGUACGAGGGUUCUUUUGACGAGGAAAAUGAAUCGAGUUCUGGCUUUGAUGAAAACGGGUCGGGUUCAGUUGCUAAACGGGCUUUGGAUUUUGAUUCAAUGACUGAGGAAAUUGAUGGAAACGUUGAAGGUCAGAGUCAAGAGAAAAGAAUUAGGGAUUUCGAACCGGAGGAGUCAGAAAAGAAACUGCCUAGUUUCGAAGAAACGGAGAGUAAAAGAACGAAAAAGAAAAGGAGAGUGAAAGGCGUUGACGAUGGGGAGAUGCUCAUCUUACCUGAAAGAAGAACAGCGAAGGAAAGAAGAGAAUAUCUUGUCCAACUUCGUGCUGAAUCUCAGAGACUGCUCCGAGAAACUACACAUGCUGCAUUUCAACCAGCACCGAUUGUUCAAAAGCCCAUAUCAUCAGUUUUAGAGAAGAUUCGGCGAAGGAGGCUUGAGGUUGCAAAGAAGACAUAUUUUGCCAUUGAUGAUCAUGAUGGGAUUUCAAGCAAAGAUAUGGCAGGGACUUUAUUUGAAGAUGUAUCUGAGGACGAAAGAGGCAAUGAAAGGGAGUUUAUGGAAGUUGAAAGCGAGGAGACAAUUGUAAAGCAUGGAAUUUCAGAUACCUUGUGCUCUGAUGAAAUAAAGAGUGCUAAGAAUGUCUCAAGUCAUGAAAAUCUUUCACCACAGAUUGCUGCUAGUGAGGAACCCAAACCUGCAUUUCGAGCUCCUAUAAAUGAUACUGAGGAUCUAUUUUUUGAUUCUCAAACAAACAACUCCAAAGAUGAACUUGCGGAUGAGACCCCUAGUAGCCCUUUAGAAGUUUUGGCACCAUCCGUACUUGCAAUGAACUUGAAGCUUGACACUGCUCCUCUUGAUGACAUUUCCUCUGACUAUGAGGACAAUGACAAAGAGAACAUUGAUCCACAACCACAUGAGUUGUCAACCAAUGGCGACCCUGUUAAAGCAUUUGUUGAUGAAGAGGCUGAAGAAGAAGAUGACAGUGACCAUGACUUAGAUCGCUUCCAGGAUGAUGACAAUGAAGUUGAUGAAGAUGCAGAAGAUAUAGAAGAACUUAGAGAUAUGAUAGCAACUGGAUAUGAAGAAAAACAAAGUGAUAUUGAUAGGCGAAUGGAACUCCAUCAGAAGCUGCUUGACCAACAGGAUGCUGCUAAAACAGCGCACCUAUUACGAAAAUGGGGUCCAAAGCAGAGAGAAACAGCCUUGCUUGAUGAUGAAGGAUUUGAGGAAGAGGAAGAGGAUGAAGAGGAUUUUUCUGAAAAUGAGGAAGAUUCACGUCCAGUAAACUUGCGCGCAUGCAUAUAA
This is a messenger RNA of Hibiscus syriacus, 1596 nucleotides long. RefSeq names its product DNA ligase 1-like. The transcript is spliced from 7 exons. The record is from RefSeq and is a predicted model, not a curated record. Lineage: Eukaryota; Viridiplantae; Streptophyta; Magnoliopsida; Malvales; Malvaceae. Bases 109 to 1596 code for a protein of 495 amino acids.